UCACUGACCUGACAGGGAGGAGGGUUUAAGACGGUAAACAGUGACGGGAGAAACCGCGGAGUUGAGAGGGAGAGCGAGAGAGGGAAAAAAGCAGCCAGGCUGCUGAAAAUGGAGAGUACACAUAGAAGGGUGAUCGAAAAUAAUGCAAGAACCACGAGAGGAUGUCAAACUUGGAAGACCACGACAGUUACACCAAACUCCAAAUAAGGAAUAACUCCACUGCCUCCUAGACGGGUUAGAAGCCUGCGAGAGCGACAUUUAGCUGCUUGGUUUCAGGACAAGUCAGUCAGAGAGGAAAGGAAUGGAUCAUUACUGUUCACUUAUGAAAAGACUCGGAGCGUCAAAAUGAACGGGGUCCAAGAGUUGGGUGGUGAGGACCCCUGUCCUGUCAAAACUCCCAGAAGGGUGAAGCACCCCACUCUGACCAACGGUCACACCCAUUCUGUGAAUGGUGCCAUAAAUCCUCUGGACCUCUCCCCAAACCCCACACGACACACACCCACUCCAGACAGGGGGGUUACCCCAUACUCUCCAAUCCAUACCCUCACAGCCUGACAGCCCCUUAUCCAAACCUCCUAUCCAACAUGACACCCCCAGACCUCCCCCUGUCUCUCACCACAGACACCACGCACAACCGGCCAAUGAACAGAGACCCAAGCCCCCUCCACCCACCUAUCAGGAGGCGAUGGCUGCCUCGGCAUCCCGCCCCCUGGAUCUCCCGUCUCAAUCAGAUUUCCCUCCUGAGAAACCACUCCCCCUUGCUAACCCAAACCCCUCCCCUUUCCCUGUCUGUCUGAAUGGCAGCCACUACAAUGUUUUUCCUUCUAACCCCACCCGCCUAGAAACCAACAGCCUAUCAGCCAACACCUUUCCUUCUAACCCCACCCCCCCUGGAAACCAACAGCCUAUCAGCCAACCCCAUUCUCUCAAACUACGCUCCUCCGCACCACGACCAACAAUUAGCAAAGGUGAAGACCAGGGGGAUCAUCUCAGAGUUUUACUCCCACUCUCGUCUACACCACAUCUCCACGUGGAGAAGUGAGUUCUCUGAGUAUGUCAACAUGUUGCAGAGCAGGAUGAGGGCCACAGGGGGUGCCACCUUCCCCGGGAGAGACAGGCUCAGACGCCAGAGGAGAGAGGGUUUGUCCACUGCUCCUGGCCCUCAGUCCUGUAUCCUGCAUGUGGACAUGGACAGUUUCUUUGUCUCCGUGGGGAUCAGACACAGACCAGACCUCAAAGGGAAAUCUGUAGCGGUGACCAGUAACCAUGGUUCAGGCAGAGUAGCCCAGAGGCCUGGUGUUGACCGCCAGCUGGAGCUGCAGUGCUACCAUAAAAAAUACUCCUAUCCAGCUGUGUCAGAGAGGAAGGAAGGGGACCUGGAGGAAAUUACAUCAUCAGAGACAGAGAGUCACAUCUCUCAUGGCAACAGUGUUGACCAGGAUACUGCUGCCCUCUCUAUGGCUGAGAUCACCUCCUGUAGCUAUGAGGCCAGGCAGGCAGGGGUGAGGAAUGGUAUGUUUUUUGGCCAGGCCAAACAACUGUGUCCCUCCCUGCAGUCUGUCCCUUAUGACUUCCAGGCCUACAAGAAGGUAGCCCUGGCCAUGUAUGAGACCCUCGCCAGUUAUUCUCAUGAUAUCGAGGCCCUGAGUUGUGACGAGGCGUUGGUGGAUAGCUCUGCCCUGCUGGCUGAGUUGAGUGUUACACCAGAUGAACUUGCCAGUGCCAUCCGAGCAGAUGUCAGGGAGAGGACUGGGUGCUCCGCCUCAGUGGGCAUGGGGUCCAACAUCCUGUUGGCGAGAAUGGCUACCCGAAAGGCUAAGCCGAACGGACAGUACCUCCUGAGGUCAGAGGAAGUGGAUGACUUCAUCAGGGACCAGACGGUGACCAGCCUACCAGGUGUGGGCCGUUCUAUGGGUGGUAAACUGGCAUCUCUGGGUGUGAGGUCAUGUGGGGACCUGCAGCAGGUGUCUCUGCAGCGGCUGCAGAAGGCGUUUGGCCCUCGCACCGGUCAGACCCUCUUCAGGUUCUGCCGAGGUCUGGACGACCGGCCCGUCCGUAGCGAGAAAGAGAAGAAGUCUGUCUCUGCUGAGAUUAACUACAACAUCCGCUUCACACAGGUCCGUACCUGUUUAAUCCGGUUUACACAGGUGGACGAGGCGGAGUCGUUCCUGACCCAACUGUCCAUUGAGGUGCAGAAGCGUCUGCAGGGGGCGGGGCUUAGGGGUCGCAGGCUGACCCUAAAGGUCAUGGUCUGUAAGGCAGGGGUGGAGCAAUCCAACUACAGUGGUCAUGGCACCUGUAACAGUUUGGCUAGGUCAGUGACCCUGGCCCAGCUUACAGACUGUGGUCAUUUGAUAGCCAGUGAGGUCAUCAAGCUGUUCCACGCAAUGAGGCUGAAGGUGCAGGACCUGAGGGGGGUGGGCCUCCAGGUGCAGCUCCUCGAGGGGGCCCACUCCGUCCCCAAGGACCCCACGGGCCCUAAAACAUGCUACAUCAGAGACAAGCUGCUGGCCCAGCACCCCCCCGCCCAACAUAACUAUACAGAUUCGCUACCUAAUACCGCCAUUACUGACACAUGCACCAGUCAGGAAAAUAGUUCCUCUGCCAGAGUCCUGUCCCCCUUCUCCACUCCCCGCCCGACAUUGCCUGCUGAGCCAAUCCCAGGGACAAGUAAAGGAGAGCCGCCUCGCACACCUAACCAUGUUUAUAACCGCCUUAACCUCAGCAUCGAGGUCUCCCCUCUCUCACAGGUGGACCGGUCGGUGUUGGAGGCCUUGCCUGCAGAGUUGAGAGAACAGGUGGAGCACUCCUGGACCCACAGAGACACAGAGAGAACACACAACGGUUCACACCCUGGCCCCUCUUCUACUUCUUCCUGUUCAUCUUCCCCUCUACCCUCCUCUCCUCCUCCCCCCGCUGCCCCUCCUGUAGGAGCACUGGUGCUUCAGAUCCCCAAACAGUCUGGACAGACCGGCUCCACAGGCAUCAUACUGGAACUGUCUGACUUCUCCCAGGUUGACCCGGAGGUGUUUGCAGAACUCCCCAGAGAACUCCAGGAGGAGCUGCGUUCAGUGUACGGCCGCAGAGAGAACACCCAUGGGAUCAUGGCAGACCAGAGGAACCCCCUGUUGCAUCUGAAGCAUGUGGGGGUGGGUUGGAUGAAGCGCGGCUACAAGAAGAAUGCCAACAAAGGCCCCUCCCCUCUAAAGAGGCCCCGCCCACCAGGAAACACCCCGGCCAAAGACCUACCACACGUGCUCAGACCCAGGGACCUACCCAAUGGCCUCAAGCUGGAGAAUGGACCUUCCACCUCCCCCCUACAGCAGGACGACCCAGAGACUCUGUCCAAGUUCACCCCUUGCCCUGAACCCACCCUGGCUGGAGCCUGUGAUUUCAGGGACAUCCGAACACUACUCAGAGAAUGGAUCACUACCAUCUCAGACCCCAUGGAGGAGGACAUUCUGCAGGUAGUCAAGUACUGCACUGAUCUGAUCAAUGACAAGGACCUAGAGAAACUUGACCUGAUCAUCAAGUACAUGAAGAGGUUGAUGCAGCAGUCUGUGGAGUCUGUAUGGAGCAUGGCCUUUGACUUCAUCCUGGACAACGUGCAGGUGGUGGUACAGCAGACCUACGGCAGCACUCUGAAGAUCACGUAGGAGAGGGCAGCACUCUGAAGAUCACGUAGGAGAGGGCAACACUCUGAAGAUCACGUAGGAGAGGGCAACACUCUGAAGAUCACGUAGGAGAGGACAACACUGAAGAUCACGUAGGAGAGGGCAACACUCUGAAGAUCACGUAGGAGAGGGCAGCACUCUGAAGAUCACGUAGGAGAGGGCAGCACUCUGAAGAUCACGUAGGAGAGGACAACACUGAAGAUCACGUAGGAGAGGGCAACACUCUGAAGAUCACGUAGGAGAGGGCAACACUGAAGAUCAUGUAGGAGAGGGCAACACUCUGAAGAUCACGUAGGAGAGGGCAACACUCUGAAGAUCACGUAGGAGAGGGCAACACUCUGAAGAUCACGUAGGAGAGGGCAACACUCUGAAGAUCACGUAGGAGAGGGCAACACUGAAGGUCACAUAGGAGAGGGCAACACUGAAGAUCACGUAGGAGAGGGCAACACUCUGAAGUUCACAACACUCUGAAGAUCACAUAGGAGAGGGCAACACUGAAGAUCUCG
Messenger RNA from Oncorhynchus gorbuscha (pink salmon), 4180 nucleotides. RefSeq names its product DNA repair protein REV1-like. The record is from RefSeq and is a predicted model, not a curated record. Bases 1062 to 3656 code for a protein of 864 amino acids. Gene Ontology annotation, molecular function: deoxycytidyl transferase activity; DNA-directed DNA polymerase activity; damaged DNA binding. The transcript is spliced from 18 exons. Lineage: Eukaryota; Metazoa; Chordata; Actinopteri; Salmoniformes; Salmonidae. Gene Ontology annotation, biological process: error-free translesion synthesis; error-prone translesion synthesis. Gene Ontology annotation, cellular component: nucleus.